Molecule: messenger RNA, 2469 nt
Organism: Penicillium samsonianum
Lineage: Eukaryota; Fungi; Ascomycota; Eurotiomycetes; Eurotiales; Aspergillaceae
Gene: png1
Product: peptide-N4-(N-acetyl-beta-glucosaminyl)asparagine amidase
Exons: 2
Coding region: 243-1577 (444 amino acids)
Biological process (GO): glycoprotein catabolic process; protein deglycosylation; protein quality control for misfolded or incompletely synthesized proteins
Cellular component (GO): nucleus; cytosol
Molecular function (GO): peptide-N4-(N-acetyl-beta-glucosaminyl)asparagine amidase activity
Source: RefSeq, a predicted model, not a curated record
GUUUUUCUCUCUUCCCUUCUUGACUCUCCAAUAAGAGAUCUUCAAGUGCUACGUCAACUCGAGCGAGGUAGUCCCUUCUUUACUACUCGUCUCUGACAUCCCUUUCUUACACCUCUUCCCCCACCCCAACCCUGGGUCAAAUUGGACCUCUUUCGCCCAAACUCGACUGCUCAUCCAUUUCGAGUCAUUCUGGAUCUCGACAUUCAUCGUCUUGGAAGUCUGCCGUGACUUCCUCAUCGACUAUGGCGGACGGCAGACACCGGGCUACCCAGCCUGCCCCAAAUGGCUACGACGCCUCCUCUCUAACCCACGAAUUCGAACAGCUGAUGCGCACCAAACGACUCAACCGACUUCAUGAACCUUCUCGCUCGCGUACUCACUCACCAUCACCGUCUCCGAUGUCCAGUUCAUCGAUCCCUCCGCCGCCGACGCGAGCUCCACCACCUCCUCCCUCGAUAGGCGCUCCUGCCGCUGCUCCCUCCCCAAAGCCGUCCACGACCUCACCAGCACUACGCGGUCUUCCUAUCAUGCCAUCGCCUCCCCAGGACGCAGCUUCACUCAAAUUUUAUAAUUUGUUGAAGGGGUUAUCGGUCACGCCGACCAAAUACGAAAAUCCGGGUCUAUUGGAUGAGGCCUUGUGCGUUAUUCCGCUUGAUCGCCUUUAUUCCGAGGCAGAGGAAGAAUCCCAGAUUAUGCAGGCCCAGGCUGCCAGCGUGGCAGGGAAGCCGGAAUGGGGCUACCAAGAUUGUGUGAUCCGAGCAUUGUUAAGAUGGUUCAAGGGGUCAUUUUUCCAAUUUGUUAAUAACCCUCCAUGCUCGAAAUGCCACAUGCCCACGAUCGCCCAAGGCAUGACCCCUCCCACCCCCGAUGAGACCGCCCGGGGCGCAACCCGAGUCGAGCUGUACCGUUGUUCCGAUACUAGUUGUACCGCCCACGAGCGAUUCCCGCGAUAUUCAGAUGUGUGGCAAUUGCUGCAAUCUCGACGAGGCAGAGUUGGCGAAUGGGCAAACUGCUUUAGCAUGUUCUGCCGCGCAGUCGGAGCCCGAGUCCGUUGGGUUUGGAAUUCCGAGGACUAUGUCUGGACCGAAGUGUACUCGGAACACCAGCGACGAUGGGUCCACGUCGAUGCCUGCGAGGGCGCCUGGGAUCAGCCUCGCCUGUACACCGAAGGAUGGCAACGCAAGAUCUCCUACUGUGUGGCCUUCUCCAUCGACGGUGCGACCGAUGUCACCCGCCGCUACGUUCGCAACUUUUCCCGACACGGAAGCCCCCGCAAUCGCGCCCCCGAAGAAGUCGUUCUGUGGUCGAUUCACGAGAUCCGACGCAAGCGUCGCGAAAACAUGUCGAAGACCGACCAACGCCGCCUGAUCAAGGAGGAUGAGCGCGAAGAGAAGGAACUCCGGUGCUACAUGGCAUCUGCUCUGGCAGCAGAGAUUAACAACAUGCUCCCACAAGGCCUUACAGGCCGCCGCGAGGACCAGAAACACCCAGGUGCUCGCCAGGAGGCAUCGACCGAAUGGCUCGCCGCACGAGGCCAUGGUAACUCAGGACCCGACCGAUCCCGUGAAGGGCGGUAAGAUUACUGCUGGUAACCUGGCAUCACAUCAACUCCUUGGCUUCUGAAAUUUCAUAUCAGCCACACCACUCAUCGAACGAUUCUGCGACCUGGAUAUUCAAUAUUCCACAGCCCCCUUUCUCGCAUCGGAGGACUGGCUGGGCGCAGCGACGUUCGAGAAACCCUUAGUCAACGUUGGUUCCGACUAUUGACCAAAGCCACUGCGGUCGCGUUGGGCAACUUCGUGCCACUGUCAUCCCUUUUGGGCGUCGGCAUCAGAAAGACGACCAUGCUAUCUUGACAAAGAUUCAAGCAUGUGCGACCGCAGACUUAGACGAGCAAGCUCCAGGGCCUGUCCGUCCACAAUGGCUGGCGAUGUUGACCAAUUGUUCCUCUGAUCAUCGAUCAUACAAUUUCUCUCCUAUGCCCGAAUCACGACAUCUAUCUACGCGAUAAUUUCCAUUUCCUUACUCUUCUCUGAGAUACCACAUCUGGAGCCUGAUUUUUCCCGACCAUCUUGCACUUAAUAUGGGUUACAACCGGGGUUUUCGCUUCAUAGGUUCGGCACGCCGUCCGCGGUGACGACGAUAUCUUCUAUCCUUUUCAUUUCUCAAUCUUUAUUUCUAAUAUCUUUGUGAACUGCCCGACGACACAUGUACGAGUCACGGAUGCGGCCAUUUUUCUCUAUGUUUACUUUUGCAUGUCCUGGCAGGAUCGCCAGUUCGAUCUUUCCUUCUUAUAUACCUGACCAUCUUUUCAAGGGUCGAUUUUUUUUUUAACUUUCUACCAGUGGGCUUGCACCAUUCAAUACCAAUAUUUCAUUACUACAUAUGCUCCAGUGUAUCCCACCAUAAAUUACCAGACUAGUUUAAUUGUGAUGUGCAAUCUUCCCCGCGCUCUCCCUAGCGCCCCCG